Molecule: messenger RNA, 2899 nt
Organism: Aureobasidium pullulans EXF-150
Lineage: Eukaryota; Fungi; Ascomycota; Dothideomycetes; Dothideales; Saccotheciaceae
Product: DCP2-domain-containing protein
Exons: 2
Coding region: 208-2778 (856 amino acids)
Biological process (GO): nuclear-transcribed mRNA catabolic process, nonsense-mediated decay; deadenylation-dependent decapping of nuclear-transcribed mRNA
Cellular component (GO): P-body; cytoplasm
Molecular function (GO): RNA binding; manganese ion binding; 5'-(N(7)-methylguanosine 5'-triphospho)-[mRNA] hydrolase activity
Source: RefSeq, a predicted model, not a curated record
CGACAGGCAGGUCGACGACGCUGAAGCCUUCCACUCGCUUCCCUAAGACACGCAUCAUUACUUUCGGACCCUCACUUGUUCACCUUCACAGUCUGCGAGCCUCUUUAGACCAGAUCGAGGCUUGUCUAGUUUCCGCAUCGCUCGGGAAGCCGCCCUCUCACUUGGCCAAUACCUGGAGUCCGGAUAUGCUGCGCGACACAGGUCAAAAUGGCAGAGACAAAAAUGCAGCUAGUAGACUGGCUGGAUGACUUAUGUGUUCGUUUCAUCAUCAACCUCCCACAAGAAGAGCUCGAAAGCGUCGCGCGAAUCUGCUUCCAGGUCGAGGAAGCCCAGUGGUUUUAUGAGGAUUUCAUUCGUCCCACAGACCCCUCCUUACCCUCGCUCAACCUGCGCGACUUUUGUCUGCGCAUCUUCCAACAUUGCCCCCUCCUCUCGACCUUUUCCGACUCGCAACAUACCGCCGCCUACCAAGAGUUCCUCGCCUACAAGACCCGCGUCCCAGUCAGGGGCGCCAUCCUACUCAACCAUGACAUGGACCAGGUAGUCCUCGUCAAGGGCUGGAAAAAGAGCGCUACAUGGAGUUUCCCUCGUGGAAAGAUCAACAAGGAUGAACCGGAUCUUGAUUGUGCCAUCCGUGAAGUCUGGGAAGAGACAGGCUACGACAUUGCUACUGCUGGUCUGGCCAAUGACGACCAGAAGUACAUUGACGUGACGAUGCGAGAACAACAUUUGCGAAUGUUUGUCUUCCGCGGUGUCCCUCUCGACACUUUCUUUGAGCCCAAGACUCGCAAGGAGAUCAGCAAAAUUGCUUGGUACCGCUUGACAGAUCUACCAUCGUACACUCACAAGAAGCAAAACAACAGGGUCAUCUCACACCAGCAAGAUGGUAAUGCUGACCAGGGCACUGUUAGUGCCAACAAACUCUACAUGGUUGCUCCGUUCUUGCCACCUCUUAAGAAAUGGAUCAAUCAGCAAAAGAAGCGCGAUGUCGCUCGUCAAGCUCAGGUCGAAGCCGUAGUCGAAGAGAGUUUGGAUAUUCCGUCCGACACGCCCGUGCCCGAGGUUCCAUCUGCCAAUGCUGCUUUCGAGCUGAAACGUUUGUUGAGUGUCAACGUGCCGGAAUCACCUCAGACAGGUGGCGGAGAAGAAAAUCAGGCAAACGCAUUGCUGGCCAUGCUUCGCGGGAAUGCCUCUGCAGGUGGAUUGGCUCCUCCGACAGACGACCUACCACCUGUGACUCCUCUGGAUCAAGUGACGAGCACGCCUCCGGAGCCUGGUACUCCACACUAUCAGCACCAUCAGCCUUCGCCUGCGGUCAGACAGCAACCUCCUCCAGGUUUCCCAUUCCCCUCGCCUGCUCAUCAACGCAAUCCAUCUCUUCAUCCACCAGGCUUCUUUGGUCAGAACGCUCACCAAAAUCUGCAACGUGUCAUGCCUCAAAUGUCGCACAUGUCGCAACAGCCUCCUCAAGCCGUCCAACAUAUCCACCCUCAAGGCCCACAUCCCUCUAUGCAACAGCAAUUGUUCCCUGGAGGUCACCCUGUUCCCAUUGCUCAUGGUCCAGUCGCUCCUUCAGCCUCUCAGUUGCCCGCUCCACGACUCAACAAUCAUGCUAUGAACCUGCUGAGUGCUUUCAAGAUCCCUUCGCAAUCUCCCGUUUCGCAUCAUGCUAUGCCCUACGGCAAUGACUCCAUGGCCUUCCCCAGCCCUAACCAAGGUCACAUGCAGCCCCAACAACAAUCCCCAAUGGGAGAUUCUCAACACGUACGACGACGAUCUGCACACCAGAAUUCGCUAUUGGGUCUUUUCAAGUCCCCUGAUCCUCCGAGGGCGGUUCCGGUUUCUCAAGCCCCUCAGGCAACCCUACCAACUCAGGGUGCCCAGUCUCCUGCGCCACCCGCAUCCAUUACCACGACAGCAACUCCUCAACAGAGAAAUAUGAACCUGGCAAUGAUGACAAGGACUUUACCAAAGGCCAAGCCCACUCCACCACCUGCGCCAAUCAACCAAGGCGCGAAUAUGUUCCCUGCGAAACAAGCCGUGCAGGAAGUCCAAGCAAAACAAACCAGGUCUACGCCAGAGGCUUCGGGUAAGAACUUUGCUCCUGAUGCUCCACGUGCUCCCAUGUCCAUUCUCCCAAGGCCCGGUUCUGCAGCCACUAGAGGGUCUCCAGCGCCACCAGCACCAGAGUCAAUUCAAACGCCACACAAAUUGAGACGAGGCAACAAGGGCGAAUCGCCAGCCAGCUUCACCAUUCUGCAACGUCCUUCGCCUCGGGCCGAUCAGAACGGGUCACCUGAAAUGCCUCAGGUCAGGCAACCACCUCCCAAGCAAGCUACUCCGAAGCAAGCAUCACCGAGAAAAUCUGCGCCGAGAAAGGCGCAAGAAGCACCAAAGCAAUUCCAGCCGCAAAUCCUACAGAGACCGAAGGUUGAAGUUUCUGGAGCUGGUUCAAGCGUGGAGCAGCCGCUACAGAAUGCGGGAGAGCAACGCAAUGCGCUUCUCGCUUUGUUCGCAAAACAGAACCCUGGACUCGCACCUGCUGACAGUAGAUCUGGAUCCGCCAUGUCGAACAACUCGGGUGCACCCUUGCCAACGGAUCCCUCAAUCUUCAGAUCGCGGUUGGCAAGUGCCUCUUCAGCAGUAAGCAACGGAGGAGAUAACGAUGGACUUAAGUCGCCAUCUACGCCAGUCGAAGCCAAAGGCUUUUUGCUCGACUACCUCAAUGGCGUGGUGAAGAACGAGAAGAACAAGGCUCCCAAGAGAGGCCCUGUCUAAUCGUGAGAAGAUUUAUGGAAGAGACGGAAGGGAGGGUAUAGUUGGUCGAAGUCAUAGGAUCACAUAUAUCGCAAGACAAGAAGACAUUCAUUUAAUGGCCAUUCUGCAAUGUACAAUCUAC